Messenger RNA from Labrus bergylta (ballan wrasse), 822 nucleotides. RefSeq names its product myelin and lymphocyte protein. Gene Ontology annotation, molecular function: structural constituent of myelin sheath. Gene Ontology annotation, cellular component: membrane. The record is from RefSeq and is a predicted model, not a curated record. Gene Ontology annotation, biological process: myelination. NCBI's taxonomy places the organism in Eukaryota, Metazoa, Chordata, Actinopteri, Labriformes, Labridae.
GUGGGUAGGGAUAGCAGAACGGGUUUGUCUGUUACCUAAGCUGAGCUAUAAGAGGCAGUAACACCUGCUGCUGCUCCGUUAGCUCACAGGAGAGGACAGGUUGUAGCUUCAAACUCGAAACCCGGAGAGGGAACAGGCAGAGAUGGCUGCAACCACAGCUCAGCCGAUGGGGAGCCUGCCCAGCGGAAAGGGGAUCUGCACCACAGCCCCAGAUGUAUUCUACAUACCGGAACUGGUUUUUGGUGGUUUGGUUUGGAUUCUUGUCGCAACGACCCACGUGGACCCAAUGAACCCCUUGGCCUGGGUGAUGUUUGUCUCUGUCUUCUGCUUCGUCAUGACCUUCCUCUGGCUGAUCAUCUUUGCUGCUGGAUGCCAUAAGAACAGCUCUGGCUGGGCUGCUGCUGACUUUGCUUACCACUUCUUGGCAGCGAUAUUCUACCUCAGUGCAGGUGUGGCUUUGGCUACCAUCACCUUUCAGAAGAAAACAGCAGGCAAUUUAAAAAUCUACAAGAUCGACAUCGCUGCUGUGGUAUUCGCCUACUUGUCCUUUCUCCUCUACUUCAUCCACGCCAUCCUCUCCUCCAUCCGAUGGAAACACUUCUGAAGCAACGAUCUAACAGCGACCUGUUCAGCCAAGAAACACUGUUUUUAUCCUGUGUGCCCCGCAAUGUGAAUGUGAGUGUGAAUGUGUGCGAGUGAGUGAGCGAGAAUUCUAGUCAGAUUCAUUCAAAGAUUUGAAAUACUAUAUAAACCAUGUAGAAACAUUUGAAGAAUGGAAAUAAUAAAAUAAUAACUGUAACCUUCAUAUAUCAUUUGUUAAAA